GGUGGUUUGCUGUCUACGUUGUGAAUUGUCGGAAUGUCUGGUGACCAGGUUGAUGUUUCCAGCGGCAAGUUGCAGAAUCUCACGCUGAAUGAGGAAGUGGAGGAGAGCGUCUUCUUUCAGACCUACUCUCGCCUGGAGACGCACAUGGACCUGCUAAAGGACACAGCGCGCACCAUGGCCUAUCGCGAUGCCAUUGAACAGAACCGACAGCUCUUCGAAGGCAAGGUCGUUCUGGAUGUGGGCUGCGGGAUGGGGAUUCUCUCGCUCUUUGCGGCCAAGGCGGGGGCCAGCAAGGUGAUAGGAGUGGAGAACGCGGACAUUGCCGCAUUGGCCAGUCAGAUAGUGAAGGAUAAUGGAAAGGAGAACGUGGUGAAUGUUGUCCAGGGGCUGAUCGAGGAGGUUGAGCUGCCAGAUGGCAUUCAGCAGGUGGACAUAAUCGUGUCCGAGUGGAUGGGGAACGCCUUGUACAUGGAGGGCAUGCUGCACUCGGUGCUCUUCGCCCGCGACAAGUGGCUGCGCCCCGGAGGCCUGGUCCUGCCCAAUGUGGCCAAUCUGUGGAUAGCCGGUGCCUGUGAUCCGCAUCGGUCUCUCAACAAUGACUUCUGGAACAACGUGGAGGGCUUCGACAUGAGCAGCGUCAAGAUUCAGGUCUCCCAUGAGGCGGUCGUGGACUGUGUAGCCUCCCAGAAUGUGCUGACGAGCGACUAUCUCGUGCACACGACUCGCCUGGAGAGCGCACCAAACACACCGAUAAAGUUUCGCUCUAUGUUUGAACUGGAGGUCCUCCGCACCGGGAUAAUCCAUUCGAUGAUCUUGUACUUUGACGUGGCCUUCUUAGGGGGCCAGACGGAGACGCCCGUGACGCUUUCCACCUCGCCACAUGCGCCUUGGACGCACUGGGAGCAGACCGUCCUGCACCUGGACAAUCCCCUUUAUGUCCAGGCCAAAGAACGGAUCAUCGGCGGGUUCGGGAUGUUCCCCAGCUCGGAGAACAGUCGCUGCAUGAACUUCGAGCUGGGCAUCCGCUCCAAGGGAGCCAAGGGCCAGGCGUCGCAAUUCAAGUACUUUAACUCCUCUCAGAAGCUGUAGCUCAUGGGGAUCGGGGAUCGCAUCGGAUCGUGAGAUGACUCAAAUGCCAUCAACAGAUAUUCGCCUUAUUCGCGUCGACCAUUAAAUGCGCUGAACAGAAAUGAUAACUGCCAUAAAAUGGGUCGUUA
Molecule: messenger RNA, 1217 nt
Organism: Drosophila persimilis
Lineage: Eukaryota; Metazoa; Arthropoda; Insecta; Diptera; Drosophilidae
Gene: Art6
Product: protein arginine N-methyltransferase 1
Exons: 3
Coding region: 34-1089 (351 amino acids)
Biological process (GO): peptidyl-arginine methylation
Cellular component (GO): nucleus
Molecular function (GO): protein-arginine N-methyltransferase activity
Source: RefSeq, a predicted model, not a curated record